Messenger RNA from Lactuca virosa, 432 nucleotides. Lineage: Eukaryota; Viridiplantae; Streptophyta; Magnoliopsida; Asterales; Asteraceae. The record is from the annotation of a GenBank genome assembly.
AUGAGAAACAUUUAUGGGUUCAAGGCGGAAGACCAUUGGCAUGCUAUAGCUAAUGGAGUUUAUCACAAAGGGACUGUGCAAGAAAGCGACAUCCAGUCGCCAAUUCACCACUUGUUGCACCGCUUGAUCACAAAUACCAUCAAUGAGCGUCAGGAGGGGGAUAGAUGCCCCACUAUUGAUGUUUUCUUUUUGUGGGUCCUUACUUCCAAUGAUGUUUAUGCUGAUCUGCCCUUUCAUUUGGCCGAGUUCCUUGUAGUCCGAGCAGCCAAGGACAGGCGCGGGUCCCCGCUCUAUUGUGGAAUGUUGAUUACCAGACUUGCACGAGGUUUUAGCAUUCCAGAGGACACUCCACGGCAACGGGUUCCGAGCCGUGGACGGCAAAGGGGUAAUGAAGCUGGAGCGGAUGAGCCACCGGUGGUACCAGAAGUGUGA